AUGAGAAUACAGACAUCGCUGAAAACCUGUACCAGAAAGUUAAAAUUCUUUGUUGGGUUAUGACGGGCCCUCAAAAUCUAGAGAAAAAGGCCAAACAUGUCAAAGCUACAUGGGCCCAGCGUUGUAAUAAAGUGUUAUUUAUGAGUUCAGAAGAAAACAAAGACUUCCCUGCUGUGGGAUUAAAAACCAAAGAGGGUAGAGAUCAACUAUACUGGAAAACAAUUAAAGCUUUUCAGUAUGUUCAUGACCAUUAUUUAGAAGAUGCGGAUUGGUUUUUGAAAGCAGACGAUGAUACAUAUGUCAUACUAGACAAUUUGAGAUGGCUUCUUUCAAAAUAUAGUCCUGAAGAACCCAUUUAUUUUGGGAGAAGAUUUAAGCCCUAUGUGAAGCAGGGUUACAUGAGUGGCGGAGCAGGAUAUGUACUAAGCAAAGAAGCCUUGAAGAGAUUUAUUGAUGCAUUUAAAACAGAAAAGUGCACACAUAGUUCUUCCAUUGAAGACCUAGCUCUGGGAAAAUGCAUGGAAGUUAUGAAUGUAGAAGCUGGAGAUUCCAGAGACACCACAGGAAAGGAAACUUUUCAUCCCUUUGUACCAGAACACCAUUUAAUCAAAGGUUAUCUACCCAGAACCUUUUGGUACUGGAAUUAUAACUAUUAUCCUCCUGUAGAGGUAAGUUUGGAAAUUUUAUUACUGUAUAAGUACUUGAGACUAUUUACUUUGUUGACUUUUUAAAAAUAACAAACUAGCUAGUAUGUUUAUGUUUCUUUAGUAUCAAUAAGCAGAAGUCUCCCUUAGUAUUUUUGUAUGGCAGUAUAACAGCAAACGAGAAUGGGAAUCCGCAGUAGUCAUUUAACCAGUGUCUCUUGAUACUGCUGUAUGCCAGGCAUUGACAGUGUAAAAGCAAAUACAGUCAAGCUUCAGUUCUUGAGAACUGAAUAUUCUGGAUGGGGAAAUACACCAUUAGC
Fukomys damarensis (Damara mole-rat) is the source of this 964-nucleotide messenger RNA. RefSeq names its product glycoprotein-N-acetylgalactosamine 3-beta-galactosyltransferase 1-like. Gene Ontology annotation, cellular component: membrane. The transcript has a single exon. The record is from RefSeq and is a predicted model, not a curated record. Gene Ontology annotation, molecular function: N-acetylgalactosaminide beta-1,3-galactosyltransferase activity. The annotation marks the transcript as partial. Lineage: Eukaryota; Metazoa; Chordata; Mammalia; Rodentia; Bathyergidae.